Cajanus cajan (pigeon pea) is the source of this 4072-nucleotide messenger RNA. Lineage: Eukaryota; Viridiplantae; Streptophyta; Magnoliopsida; Fabales; Fabaceae. The record is from RefSeq and is a predicted model, not a curated record.
AUGCCUCCUGCACUUGAACAUCCUUUGCCUCAGUUACCCAUUGCCAUUCAUAAAGGUAUUCGCACUACCCGCAAUCCUCAUCCUUUAUAUGCUUGUACUCUUUCCUGUCAUCGAUUGUCUCCUUCCUACUUUUCUUUUGUUUCUUCUUUGGAUUCUGUGUCUAUUCCCAAGUCUACAGGUGAAGCUAUGGCUGAUUCUCGGUGGAGACAGGCGAUGCUAGAUGAAGAUCCAACACGAUUCAGAGCAUUUUCUGCUAUGUGCAUGCCUUGUUGGGGAGGCAAAGAAGCGUUUAUAUGUAGGCUUGAGUUUGUGCCUGCGGAGAAGGAGGCUCUUUUUUAUCAGGUGAACCAGGCUAUUUUGGGCAAUCAUGGCAUAGAUGUGCAGUUUGCUGGAAUCAAAUUCCUUGAAUCGUUGGUAUCAGAAUUUUCUCCAUCUACUUCAAGUGCUAUGGGCCUUCCAAGGGAAUUUCACGAGCAGUGUAGAAGGUCACUUGAGCUGGACAACCUGAAGACAUUCUACCGUUGGACACAAGAAGCCGCUUCAAGGGUCACAAACAGGAUUAUUGAAUCUGACUCUGCUGUACCUGAGGUUAAAGUUUGCACUGCUGCAUUGGAUCUUAUGCUUCAAAUCCUGAAUUGGGAUUUUCAUAGCAACACCAGUGACACAAAAAUAAAUGUAAAUGUCUUCUCUGCUGGAGUUAGAGAAGAUGGCGAUUCUUCCAAAAGGUCUGAAUGCCACCUAGUGCAGCCUGGUUCAGAUUGGCGUGAUGUGUUAAUAUCAAGCAGUCAUGCUGGAUGGCUUUUGAGUUUAUAUGCAGCAUUGAGGCUGAAAUUUUCAUGUGAAGGAUACUGGCUUGACUGCCCUAUUGCAGUUUCUGCUCGAAAGCUAAUUGUACAAUUUUGUUCUUUAACAGGAACCGUAUUUCUUUCUGAUGAUGGUAAAAUGCACGAGCAGCAUCUUCUGCAGCUCCUGUCUGGGAUAAUAGAGUGGGUAGAUCCUCCAGAUGUCGUUUCAAAAGCCAUUGAAAAUGGGAAAAGUGACAGUGAGAUGCUUGAUGGUUGUCGUGCAUUAUUGGCCAUCGCAAAUGUAACAACUCCUUAUGCAUUUGACAGUUUGCUAAAAUCUAUGAGGCCCAUUGGCACUCUUACCUUUUUGUCAAUGUUGAUGUCUGAAGUAAUUAAAGUCCUCAUGACUAGUAACACAGAAGAGGAGACUUGGAGCUGGGAAGCACGUGAUGUUUUAUUGGAUACUUGGACUGCCAUUCUAACGCCAAUAAAUACCAUCAAUGUGAAUGCUUUGCUUCCAUCUGAAGGGAUAAAAGCUGCUGCCAAUCUCUUUGGUUUCAUUGUAGAAUGCGAGCUACGACUGGCCUCUGCAACAGCAUUUAAUGAUGAGGGCGAUUCUGACUAUCUUCAUGCUUCUGUAUCUGCCAUGGAUGAAAGGUUAAGCUGCUAUGCUCUUAUUGCCAGAGCUUCUAUUGAUGUUACAAUUCCUUUACUCGUGAGAGUAUUUUCAGAACGGGUUGCACGCCUUAAUCAGGGCAGGGGCAUUAUUGACUUGACUGAAACUUUGGAAGAACUUUAUUCAUUGUUGCUGAUUAUUGGUCAUGUAAUUGCAGAUGAAGGGGAGGGGGAAAUACCACUGGUUCCUAAUACAAUACAAACCCAGUUUGUUGUUAAUGCUGUUGAAGCAGAUAAACAUCCUGUUAUUUUACUUUCCAGCUCAAUCAUAAAAUUUGCUGAGCAGUGCCUCAGUCCAGAAAUGAGAGCAUCAGUUUUUAGUGCCCGACUUAUGGAGUCAAUUAUAUGGUUCCUUGCAAGGUGGUCUCGUACAUAUCUAAUGUCUUCUGAUGGUAUCGGGGAGAAAAUCAUAGAUUCAGGUCAUCAUCAUGAGCAUAGUUCGAAAAAGGCUUUGCUUUGUUUCUUUGGAGAACAUAACCAAGGAAAACUUGUUCUUGAUAUUAUUGUUCGAAUAUCCUUGAUCACACUUGCAUCAUAUCCAGGGGAAAAGGAUCUGCAGGGACUCACUUGUUACCAGUUACUUCAUUCUCUGGUUCAGCAAAAGCAUAUAUGUGUUCACCUUGUUACUCUGAAUUCAUGGCAUGAACUAGCAACUGCAUUUUCCUCAGAAAAGACUUUACUCUUGUUGGACACUGCUCAUCAGCGAUCUCUUGCACAAACACUAGUUCGUUCAGCUUCAGGCAUAAGAAAUUCAGAGGUGUCUAGUCAGUAUGUAAGAAAUCUCAUGGGUCCUAUAACAACAUAUAUAGUGGAGAUAUCCAGCAAGAAUAAUUUUAAAAGUAUUUCCCAACAACCAGAUAUUCUCCUUUCGGUCAGCUGCAUGUUAGAACGGUUACGUGGAGCUGCGAGUGCUUCUGAACCUCGGACACAGAAGGCUAUCUAUGAGCUAGGAUUCUCUGUAAUGAGUCCCAUAUUAGUUCUUCUUGAAGUGUAUAAACAUGAGUCUGCAGUUAUCUACCUGCUACUUAAAUUUGUAGUUGAUUGGGUUGAUGGACAAAUUACUUACCUGGAGGCCCAAGAGACUGCUGCUGUUGUUAAUUUCUGCAUGCGUUUGCUUCAGCUGUAUUCGUCUCACAAUAUUGGCAAGAUAUCACUAAGUCUUUCCAGCAGCUUACUUAGUGAGGCUAAAACAGAUAAGUAUAGAGAUUUGCGUGCUCUUCUUCAACUUCUCUCAAGUCUUUGCUCUAAAGACAUGAUUGAUUUCUCGUCAGAUUCAAUUGAAGCCCAAGGCACUAACAUAUCUCAGGUGGUUUACUUCGGUCUUCACAUGAUCACGCCAUUGAUUUCUAUGGACCUCCUCAAAUAUCCCAAACUUUGUCAUGAUUAUUUUUCUCUCCUGUCACAUAUAUUGGAGGUUUAUCCUGAAACAUUUGCACAACUAAAUAGUGAUGCCUUUGCCCAUAUACUCGGAACUCUUGAUUUUGGUCUCCACCAUCAGGAUGCAGAUGUGGUUAGUAAGUGUUUGAGAGCUCUGCAAGCUCUUGCUUCUUACCACUACAAAGAGACUGGUAGUGGUAAUAUAGGCUUGGGUGCCCACACUGUGAGUCUAAAGGAUUCGAGUGGGAGUGUUCAGGAAGGUCUUUUGAGCCGUUUCCUCCGUUCAUUGCUGAAGCUACUCCUUUUUGAGGACUACAGUUCGGAUCUAAUCAGUGUUGCUGCAGAUGCGCUCCUUCCGCUAAUCCUUUGUGAGCAAAGCCUGUAUCAGAGACUGGGGAAUGAAUUGAUAGAGAGACAGGCAAAUCCAACACUCAGAUCUAGGCUGGCAAAUGCAUUGCACGCUCUAACAAGUGCAAAUCAGCUUUCUUCCUCCCUUGACAGAAUAAAUUACCAGAGAUUUAGGAAAAAUCUUAAUAGCUUCCUUGUUGAAGUUCGUGGGUUUCUGAGGACCAUGUGAUCAACUGUUUAUGGCUUGUAUUGUAUAAAGUUUCAAAAGAAGAGUUGAGACCAGCAGCUGGAGAUGAAAGUAGAGAGCUAAUGUAUUGGCAGACGAAAUAUCUGGGGUUUCAGAAAACACCGAGUCCUAUCUUCACUGGGCAUGUGUCAGUCAUAUCACUUGGGUUGUUUUCAAAAGUAAAAGCUUUUCUAUGUUUGUCAGAAGCUAUUGAAAAGGCACAAAAGCUGUCUGAAGAUCUUAACAACAAUUCAGUGACAAAAUGGUUGUCGAGUCCAUUCUUUUUUGGCAAAAUGUAUCGUUGUGUAGAUAUAUAUGUUACUCUCACUUAGUUUGGUCAUUGGCAGGGGGCACUCUUUUCAUACCCUAUCAUGUUUGUGCUGUACCGCAAAAGCACACAAUUCGUUCAAGCCCGUUAGUGAUACUAAACGGUUCCCGACCUUGCAAACUUGCGGUUUUAGGGAAGUCGAUUCUUGAGAGGAUUAAAAUGCCUGAAUGAUUUUAUUCAUAUAAGUUUUGCAGUAAUGGUUGUAAUAACUAUAAAUAUGGCUCCAUCGUAGUUUUGGUGUGUCUGCAUCGUAUGUUAAGGUCUAGUUCAUCAAUGUGUACAGUUACAUGUAGCUGUAACUGCAAUCGCCGAGAAAGAAUUAUUUGCGCUGAA